AUGGAAAGGUUAUUAAACAGUAUAAGGUCCCAAGGAACUGACAGUACAAAGGUGAAAAGUGAUUCAUUUGUCAGUAAUAUUAAUAGUAAUAGCAUAAUUAGUCAAUCAGAAAAGAACACUAAUGAUUGUAAAGAGCAUACAUAUUUUAACGAUGAUUUAGAACUUUCCAAUGAAAGCAAAACAGUUCAUUCCAAUAACGAUAUUAAUAAUGAUAAUAAUGAUAAUGUUCGUAUAGAACAAACUAAUACUGACAAAUUAAAACAGGAUUUAUCAGUUAGACAUUUAGUAUUUUUAGCAGUAGGCGGCAGUAUAGGUACCGGUUUAUUUGUUAACAGUGGACAAGCAUUAACUACGGGCGGUCCAGCCUCGUUAGUCAUUGAUUGGACUAUUAUAAGUACUGCAUUAUUUACGGUCAUGAACGCACUAGGAGAAUUGGCUGCUGUUUAUCCCGUAAAUGGCGGUUUUAAUGUAUAUUUUACAAGAUUUAUUGAACCUUCAUAUGCAUUUGCUGUUGUAAGCAAUUAUGCUCUUCAAUGGUUGGUCUUGCUUCCAUUAGAACUAGUUGCUGCAUCUAUUACUAUUCAAUAUUGGAACAGAACUAUUAACUCCGACGCAUGGGUGGUUAUUUUUUACGUGGCCAUUGUAUUGGCAAAUUUUUUAGAUGUCAAGUCUUUUGGUGAAACCGAAUUUGUGUUGAGUUUAAUUAAAAUUUUAGCGAUAAUCGGAUUCUUCAUAUUGGGUAUAGUAUUGACUUGUGGUGGUGGGCCAACCCACAAAUAUAUUGGAGGUGCAUAUUGGCAUGAUCCCGGUGCUUUUGUUGGUUAUACAAAGGGACACAGAUUUCAAGGUUUGGCCAGUAAUUUUGUGGUUGCUGGUUUUAGCUUCAGUGGAGUAGAAACAUGUUGUUUGGCUGCUGCCGAAAGCAGCAAUCCAAGAAAAACAUUGCCUAGUUCUUCCAAAAAAUCUUUUUGGAUUAUUUCAUUAUCAUAUAUCACUGUAUUGACUUUGGUGGGUUGUUUAGUUCCCUACAAUGACCCAAGGUUACUAAAUGGCUCCAGUUCAGUAGAUGCAGCCGCAUCUCCUUUAGUUAUUGCCAUUGAAAAUGCAAAGAUUAAGGGUUUGCCAUCAUUAAUGAAUGCUAUUAUACUGAUUGCUAUCAUUUCAGUAGCCAAUAGCGCAGUCUAUGCUUGUUCAAGGUCCAUUGCAUCCAUGGCUGAGAUUGGGUAUUGUCCAAAAAUUAUGGGGCAUGUUGAUAAAAAGGGUAGACCAAUUUAUGCUAUUAUCGCAACUUUGAUUUUUGGGUUAUUAUCAUUUGUUGCUGCUAGUGAUAAAGAGUCUGAAGUUUUCACGUGGUUGAGUGCUCUAUCUGGAUUGUCAACAUUAUUUUGCUGGUUAUCUAUUAAUUUAGCACAUGUUAGAUUCCGUUAUGCGAUGAAGGUACAAAAUAAAUCUCUUGAUGAUCUACCCUAUUUAUCUUUGACGGGUGUAUGGGGUUCAGUUUAUGGUAUUUUUAUUAUUAUUUUAAUUUUGAUUGCAUCUUUCUGGACUUCAUUGUUUCCUGUUGGUGGUGAUGGCGCUGAUGCAGAAUCAUUUUUUGAGGGAUACCUAUCAUUUCCUAUUUUAAUUGCAUGUUAUAUUGGACAUAAAAUAUAUUCCAAAAAUUGGAAAUUAUAUGUUAAAGCAGAUGAAAUGGAUCUAGAUAGUGGGAAAAGAGAUGUUGAUCCAGUUGUUUUAAAACACGAAAUUGAAGUUGAAAAGGAGAUAUUAAGACAAAAAUCCUUAUUGGUUAGGCUAUAUCAUACUUGGUGCUGA
Molecule: messenger RNA, 1812 nt
Organism: Saccharomycodes ludwigii
Lineage: Eukaryota; Fungi; Ascomycota; Saccharomycetes; Saccharomycodales; Saccharomycodaceae
Product: amino acid permease
Exons: 1
Coding region: 1-1812 (603 amino acids)
Biological process (GO): amino acid transmembrane transport
Cellular component (GO): membrane
Molecular function (GO): amino acid transmembrane transporter activity
Source: RefSeq, a predicted model, not a curated record